AUGCUACACAUCACACGCAAAACUGGUGUGACUUCUUUUUCCGUCAUCGUUGCUGUAGACUACGCUAUGCGUGUUGAAAAAGUGCCUCCUUUUGCGCUUCAGUCAUUGUGGCUUGAGUCGCGCAACACUGACAUUUCAGCACUUUCUUGGAGGGCCAGCUACCGCGCCUCAGACUUGCUUUGGAAAACGGUCAUCCUCAAUGCCAUUUUAUCAAGUGCAAUGAGGAGCGUCCCCAACAUAUUUAUUUCGAGUUUGGCAGCUGGGGAUCUUUUGCUUUUGGUCACUUGUGUUCCAGUGGAUGCGUUCAGAUACUUCUUUGAGGAGUGGAUCUUCGGUGUUGUGGCUUGCAAACUAAUUCCGGUCAUUCAACUCACUUCAGUCGGAGUCUCGGUGUUCACUCUCACUGCACUAAGCGCGGACAGGUACAAAGCCAUUGUGAAUCCUAUGGACAUCCAGACAUCCAGUGCCGUGUUCUGGACAUGUCUGAAAGCUGUGUCCAUCUGGGUGAUCUCCGUCCUGCUGGCGGUGCCCGAGGCCAUAUUCUCCCAGGUAGUACACAUCCAGGACAAGAAUGUGACCUUCACUGCCUGCGUGCCCUAUCCCCUUUCCAACGACAUGCAUCCCAAGAUCCACUCCAUCCUCAUAUUCCUGGUGUACUUCCUGAUUCCCCUGGGGAUCAUCUCUGUAUACUACUUCCACAUCGCCAGGACUCUAGUCAAGAGUGCUCACAACAUGCCUGGAGAGAUCAGUGAGCACACGAAGAGACAGAUGGAGACGAGAAAACGGCUGGCCAAAAUUGUUCUGGUUUUUGUGGGCAUCUUCGCUCUUUGCUGGUUCCCCAACCAUGUCUUGUACAUGUACCGCUCCUUCAACUACCGUCAGAUCGACUCCUCUCUGUCGCACCUCAUCAUCACCCUGCUGGCCCGGGUGCUAAGUUUCUCCAGCUCCUGUGUCAACCCGUUUGCCCUCUACCUGCUGAGCGAGAGUUUCCGAAGGCACUUCAACAGCUCACUGCACUGCAAGAGGAAGCCCCACCACGAACGCAACACUAGCUACCUGCAGCAUACCUCAGCCAUAAGAAUGACCUCCAUCAAGAAGACCACCCCUACUGUCAUCAACGGACAUGGCAACAGGCAGGAGGUCACUCUGUAGGUUUAGGUCACCUGAUGACAUGUAAGUGGUGGGAGUGGCACCAAAAAAAGGUUAAGUGCAAAGCUUUUACAAGGAGAACUAUUAUGAAAAGGUCAUGCAUGUGUGCUAAACAGAAAAUGCUUUGUUUGUCUAUACAUUCCCCACAAUGCCACAUAUCACUGCUGAUGAGAUGAUCACCCAUGAACUUGAGAGAUUCCGGUAUGAAUUUGUUUAUUAGAUCACUUUGAUAAUGCCAUUUCCUGUGCUAUGUUUGAAUGUUUAUCUUCAGAUGCUCAAUGUGACACAAAUGUUCAAUGUUUUGUUGAGUAAAACAUGUCCCAGUAUAUUGAACUGCAAAUGCUACAAUAUGAUUGCUGUACAAAAAUAUAAAGAAAUAAUAAUAUAUAGAGUGUGUGUACAGAUAUAUAUAUAUAUA
Messenger RNA from Oncorhynchus nerka (sockeye salmon), 1567 nucleotides. RefSeq names its product neuromedin-B receptor-like. Gene Ontology annotation, molecular function: neuropeptide receptor activity. The transcript is spliced from 4 exons. The record is from RefSeq and is a predicted model, not a curated record. Gene Ontology annotation, biological process: G protein-coupled receptor signaling pathway. Bases 1 to 1152 code for a protein of 383 amino acids. NCBI's taxonomy places the organism in Eukaryota, Metazoa, Chordata, Actinopteri, Salmoniformes, Salmonidae. Gene Ontology annotation, cellular component: plasma membrane.